AGUCUACUAUAUGAAGGACCUUGCAAAUAAUGCUGUUACUUCUUAAUAGGAAACUUUAAAUCAAUACAGUGAAGUCCAGGGUCCUAGCAAAUGACUGAUGUGUGGUUAGCAGGAUAUUAUGUGCACUGUAAAGAAUUUUUAGUGGAAUGGGUAGAUCUACAGAGACUUUAAUGAUUAUAUGUAAAGAAUAAUUGUGAGUAUCUAUCUUUAAUCACAUCGUGAGGCCUACAUGGAAAGAUGUAUCACAGGAUAAUUUCUGCUUUUGGCCACUUUCCCGAAAUCCAGGUAAGUCUAACAGCAUGAGAACCAUGACAGUGCAUUAGAAUGCCCCAGAAACUACCUGGAAAGGAACAUGCACACAGAAAAUAUUUAUUGGACACAAGACAAUUGGGAAAAUGGAGAAGAGCAAGAGGAAGAAAGGAAAACAGAAAAAAGAAAGAAAGAAGAGAGAGAAAUGAUAGGAAAAACCUUUUUGAAUCUAAUUAAACUUAUGAGUCACCAAUUAGCAUUUCUUAAUUGCUGACCUUAAAUAAUUGUGGCUUACAUAUUCUUUUAUUAAAAUAAAUUGACAACUUUCAGCUAAAAUAAGUCUGUUAAGAAAAAAGAAGGCAGCUAGAAAGCAAAUACACACAUUAUCAAAUGAAAUGACAGGAGGGGAGAGAUCUUACUACACGUCUUUAUAUCCCUGAGACCGAACCUGAGCAUGGAGAGGCAGUUGCAGGUCAGCCAACCACUCAGUGCUAAAUGAUCCACUUCCAGUUGACUAUGAGCCAAUUCUUACAAUCUUGACUGAAACUUCAAAAAUUCAUUAACAAAUCCAAACAGUAGACAAGUGUACCCCUCUACGAUGGAUUCUUCCAAAUAUGACUAUGGUGAAAACUUCGGUGAAAUCCAUGGAAUCCUCUUAUAUAAAGAGUUCAUCGAAUAUUGGAGUGAUGUGGAAGCCUUCCAGGCGAGACCAGAUGACCUUGUCAUUGCUGCCUACCCUAAAUCCGGCACAACCUGGCUUACUGAAAUUGUAUAUAUGAUCUAUAAAGAUGGAGAUGUGGAAAAAUGCAAAGAAGAUGCAAUUUUUAACCGAGUACCUCACCUGGAAUGCAGAGCCAAGGAGAUGUUUAAUGGUGUGAAACAACUAAAAGAGAUGAAAUCUCCAAGGAUGAUAAAGACUCAUCUGCCACCUCAACUUCUUCCAGCCUCGUUUUGGGAAAAGAGGUGUAAGAUGAUAUAUAUUUGCCGGAAUGCCAAAGACGUAGCCGUCUCUUAUUAUUAUUUCUUUCUAAUGGUUACAAUUCAUCCAGAUCCUGGAUCCUUUCCAGAAUUUGUGGAUAAAUUCAUGCAAGGUCAAGUUCCCUAUGGUUCCUGGUAUGACCAUGUAAAAUCGUGGUGGGAAAAGAAUGAGGAUCCUCGUGUGCUAUUUAUGUUCUAUGAAGAUAUGAAAGAGGACAUCAGAAAAGAGGUGAUGAAACUGAUGCAGUUCCUGGGGAGAAAGUCAUCAGAAGAGCUUGUGGACAAGAUUAUAAAGCACACAUCAUUUCAGGAGAUGAAGAACAAUCCGUCUACCAACUACACCAUGAUGCCAGAAGAAAUCAUGAACCAAAAAGUGUCACCCUUCAUGAGGAAAGGAAUUUCAGGAGACUGGAAGAAUUACUUUACACUAGCCCUGAAUGAGAGAUUUGAUAUACACUAUGAGCAGCAAAUGAAAGGUUGCACAUUGAAGUUAAAAACCGAGAUCUGACAGUGCUUUGCUGUCCUUAAUGUAUCUGAGAUUAAAAGUUUCCUAUCAGUCUA
Molecule: messenger RNA, 1788 nt
Organism: Fukomys damarensis (Damara mole-rat)
Lineage: Eukaryota; Metazoa; Chordata; Mammalia; Rodentia; Bathyergidae
Product: sulfotransferase 1E1
Exons: 8
Coding region: 848-1735 (295 amino acids)
Biological process (GO): sulfation
Cellular component (GO): cytoplasm
Molecular function (GO): sulfotransferase activity
Source: RefSeq, a predicted model, not a curated record